UGCCACGUUUCUUAACCAUGCACUUCGUAUGUGCUCAACUGACGUGUGAAGUUCAAAAGAGAAAAGAGUUUGAAGCUUUUCAAAGAGAAUGAUGUUAUAUAUAUACUGUAUUACGUCGUAAAAUUUACAUGGUAGAGAUGAGUCAUCGAUCUUAUAUAGUCUUGUGACAAAAAAAUUUAUAAAAGUCAACAAUGUCCGGUACAAGAUUUUGUAAGAUCUUACAAGAUCAUAUGAAUUCUUGUCAUAAGGUCUUACAAGACCUUGUCACUUCUCAUAACCAGAUCUUGGGGGGUCUUAUAACAAGAAGUUACAAGAUUCCAUAAGAUCUUAUAUUAUCUUAUAAUGAGGUCUUGUAUGAUCAUAUCGUAAGACCUUAUUACAAGAUUUCACAAGAAAACAUCAGACCUUGCAAGGUCUUACAAGACGUGUUUCAUCUGGGCCUGGUCAGACAAACGUUUGUCUUCUGGUAAACAUAGAAGUUAAAAAUAGUUCCUCAAAAAACAGGGAUGGUUUCUCAUUAUAGUAAACAUCAACUGUCAUUAAAGUAAUGGAUCUGUUAUAUGAGCGAUUUUACUUGAAAUCAUCUUAACCAACGGAUCCGUUUGCGAUGAAACAAUGUAAACCUCCAACGCCUGUACUGCUAUACUAAAACUUCGUGCAUCAUGCAUUGUCAUAAAAUGAAAAACACUAUUCCUGUAGAGAUCAUAUUUUUUUGCCUCAUGGCACAUGAGCGAGUGUACAGAAUGGCUUCUGGAAAGUAUCGUUGUAUUGUGUUUCUAAGAGAACUAGGUUUCGCUAAAAUUUUAGUGAGUAACGGUAUAGUAGCGAUGAAUUUUACCCAUCAGACACAAUCUUCAAAUAAAUUAAAAAUUCACAUUUUUUGAGAAACUUAAUAUAGUAGCAACGAAACCUAAACAUAAAGAUGGGUUUUAUUAUAGUUUUAUCGCUGUUUCUUCCAGCAAGGCGACAGAUGUCAGGCCAAUUUUUUGCAGUACAAUUGCGUCCUCCAUCAGACUAAUAGACAUUGAUGUUGCUUUUAGGGGGAUUAUGGCGAAUUUCAACAAAUCACAAGUUGCUUUAAAAUUUUGACAGAUAUUUAAUGAAUAAUAAGAGAGGGUGAUGAGCGAGAAGGAGAGAGAAGUAAACAAUCAAAUAAAAUAAAAAGAGUACCAUGCUGAUGAUAAUGAAUGUAUAGCCGAAUCUCGAAAACUCAAAACAUCGAUAGCGAAAACGGAGAAUGCAUAAGAUCGAAAAUAAGAAUGGCGAAAACCUGAAAUGUAGAAACAAAAAUGACGAAAGUACAGAAUGUCGAACGGUAAAAACAACAACAAUGUUUUGAAAGUGAACGGACUUUUAUCUCCAAAAUGUUUCUUGGUCAUGAUUCUUCCGAUCGAUCUGCGAAUCUUUUGUACACAUGUUCAUUUUGUUUCUAUGUGAAAUAUUUUGCCGCUCUGUUGGAUGAGUUGAGAUUAACAAGUAUAGACCAUAGUCUACGUAUCUCGAUCGAUUUGUCUAUCACCUACGACGAAUUCUUAACACAUCUUGCUUUAUUUUCUUAUAUCCUCUCACACUUAUCUUCCUGCUUCCCACCUCUCCCCAACGCACAUAUUUUAUUGUGCUUAUUCGGUUGUCGUUUUUACUAAACAGUAUUGUGAAAAUACAAGUCACUACAUUUCCGUUAUUUUACCGUUGGACAUUCAACAUUUUCGAUAUUUCAAGCUUUCGACAUUUUUCACUUUCGUCAUUUUUGUUUUCUACAUUUCAGGUUUGCGCCAUUCUUAUUUUCGGUCUUGUGCAUUCUGCGUUUUCACGAUUGGUGUUGUGAGUUGAUGACUAAAGACAUACAUAUCAGAAUAAUAAACUCGUUCUGUCAGUUAUCUGGAAGAUGGGUGUUUGUUCUACCCACAACUUGUUCAAUUUUCAAUAAACCUACAAAAAAAUUUGAGAAAAGGAAUAAACUUGAAAAGCAGGAAGAAUGAGUGACUGAUGUUCGGCUCCAAGGUCUAUCAUCAUGGGCCUAAACAGAAGUAACGGUAGUGUUAAGUUUAAAUUAGUAGAAAGCACAGAUUUGAAAACGUUUUUUUGAUUAGUGAUUGGAUGGAGAGGAAACUAAACUUUUACUGCGAUAAUUUGAAUUUAUAUAUUGAAUUGAUCUGUACUUUCUAAGCCGAAGAAAAAAUAUUUUCGUUUUUUCACCAGGCGUGGGAUAAAGAUUUUCUUUUAAAGGUUAAUGGAAUAACUCAAUUGGUAGAAUAGUAGGAAUAUAUGAAGUAUAAAACUGCUGUAAAAUUCAUUAUUUUUACAGCAGUUUUACACUUCAUUUACUCUUAGCUACUGGAACAAAGUUUCCGUUACACCCAUCUUGCAUUUUUAAGCAAAGUGGACACAAUUUACUGUGGGUCUACUGUAAUUAUGUUAUUACAAUGCAGAAAGCAUUUUCUACAAUUUUCGUUAAGGAAAUUUUUGUUUAUUUAAUUUUUAGCACGUGUAUCACUUAUUUGAAUUCAACGUUUUAUUGGAUGUAGCUGCGUGGCAUGAAUGAUCAUGAUGGGUUUGAGUGUAUAAUUGAAGUUCUAAAUGAAACUGAUCUAUCACAAUAUUUAGCUAAAUUUAGAGAUGAUUUACAGAUAACGAAAUUAGCUCAUUUUGACUUUGUUCAGAGUCAAGAUUUAGAACGAAUUGGUUUAGGAAAACCUGCCAUUAGACGAUUAUUAGCGGCUGUUAAACGAAAACGAAAUGAUUUAAAAAGACGACCAUCAAUAACAGCUGUAUUAUCAAAUGGAUCACCAGACACACGAAUCGAUUCAUCGACUAUAUCUUCCUGUUUAAUAAAUGAAAAAGAUGUCACUUUGCUUGGAACACUAGGUCAAGGACAGUUUGGACUUGUUAGGAAAGGAGAAUGGAUAAUAAACAAUGGGAAAAGGGUUGCUGUGGCUGUGAAAAUUCUCCGUAGUGGAGUAAAUCCCCAUUCUGAUACUAUAUUAAACGAUUUUAUUCGUGAAGUUAGUGUGAUGCAUUCAUUAGAUCAUCAAAAUUUAAUUCGAUUACACGGAAUUAUUCUCACAAAUCCAUUAAUGAUGGUUACAGAACUAGCUCCAUUAGGUUGUAUUUUGAAUCGUUUACGUAAUGAAACUCAACAUUUUCUUAUUUAUAUGUUGGUCGAUUAUGCGUCACAAAUUUCAAACGGAAUGGAAUAUUUAGAAACAAAAAGAUUUGUACAUCGAGAUUUAGCUGCAAGAAAUAUUUUAUUAGUCAAUUAUGAAAGAGUUAAAAUAGGUGAUUUUGGUCUAAUGCGGAUAAUGCCAAAACAUGAAAAUCAUUAUACAAUGUCAAAUGAUAGUCAAAUACCAUUUGCUUGGUAA
This is a messenger RNA of Didymodactylos carnosus, 3362 nucleotides long. Lineage: Eukaryota; Metazoa; Rotifera; Eurotatoria; Philodinida; Philodinidae. The record is from the annotation of a GenBank genome assembly.